Molecule: messenger RNA, 17266 nt
Organism: Betta splendens (Siamese fighting fish)
Lineage: Eukaryota; Metazoa; Chordata; Actinopteri; Anabantiformes; Osphronemidae
Exons: 2
Coding region: 4718-5902 (394 amino acids)
Source: RefSeq, a predicted model, not a curated record
AUCUUGUCGGAACCUGUUUUUGCCUGAACUGUAUAUGACUUUCGCCUGCCUGACUAGGAGCCAUUAAACCAUCAGUUUUACGCAAGUUCUCGCUGUGCAUUUGGGUCCUAUUUUCUGGACCUAUUUUGUGACAGAACAAUUCGGCCAAACAUGGACCCAGCCGGCGCCAAGUCGUUCAAGACCGAGCUCCAGGAUCUAGAAACACGGAUUCGCACCCAGGUACGCCGACCGCCAAGAGAAUCUGAUGACAGCAUAUGGAGAACAACUAAAACUACUCACCGAGCAUGUUAAUCCAGCUCCAUCUCCUGUCAUCGCCACCGCACCGACGCCAAGUUCAGUGGCUCUUCACGUACAACUCGGAGCUCCGACUUGUUUCUCUGGUGAAUCAGGUGACUGCAGAGCAUUUUUGACCCAAAUGUGAAAUUCAGUUUGAACUUCAUGCCCCGUCUUUUCCGACGGAGCGAGCCAAGGUCGCCUUCGCCGUUUCUCACCUGUCGGGAAAGGCGGAAGCUCCACUGCCCUAACGCACAUCUUUCAGGAGGUCACGCUAGGUCGAGAAGCAGCCCAGAGGCUGGUGAGUCUCCAUCAUGGAGAUCGCUCUGCUUACCCUUAUGCCAUCGAGUUCUGUACUCUCGCAUGCAGAAGCAGGCUGGGACUCUACAGUUCUAAGUGACGUCUUCAUUAAAAGUUGUCUCGCCGAGUCAAGGACAGUUUAUGGCCACCGAACCACCGGCCGAUUUAGAUGAGUUAAUCGCCCUGGCGAUCAAAGUUGAUUGUUGGCUGUGGGCAAGUGUCAGCGAGGUCCGUGAGGAAGAGGAGCGCGCGACUCUGCCCAGACGCUCCAUACCAGUGACACAGCGAGUCGCAAGACGCGCCGUCUCUCCAUGCCUAUACAGAGGGAAUCGCCGAGUCGGUCGUUGCUACUCCUGCAGCUCAGCCCAUGGAAAUAGGACGCAUUCGGGUUACAAAUGCGGAAAAGGAUUGAAGAUGGGCUUCAGGUUUGUGAUUGUAUUGCGGCCAACCCGGCCAUAUUGCCGUUGUAUGCCCAGUAAAAGCUAAUGCUCACCACUAGCUCAGAGAAUAGUAGUAAGCCAGUCUGCCCUGUGUAAAGCCUCUGCUCGACCGUUACCAGUAGCCACAUUCACGAUGAGCUCCCAGUCCAUCCAGCAGGUGGUACUAGUGGACUCGGGCGCCGAUGCCAGCCUUAUGGAUGCCAACCUGGUUAAGCGCCUGGGGGUCUCCAUGGUUCCACUGCCUGCCUCGAUGGAAGCCACGGCUCUAGAUGAUCAUUGGCUUAGGAAGCCCGAGACCAAUCCGGACCCUGCCCCACCUGAGGAGGAGAUCGACCUCUCUACAGUCCCGUCAUGUUAUCAGGAUCUAAGUCUUCAGCAAGGUGAGAGCUUCCACUCUGCCACCACACAUUGCAUUGAUCUGCACCCAGGCACCACACCCCCCAAGGAAAAGGUUGUUUUCUCUCUCUGGUCCAGAACGAAAAGCAAUGUCCGAGUAUAUUGAACAGUUCCUGGCAGCAGGAAUCAGCCGUCCUUCAUCCUCACCUGCCGGAGCACUGUUCUUCUUUGUUGGUAAGAAGGAUGGCUCGCUCCGCCCUUGUAUUGACUACUGAGGUCCCAAUGCCAUCACCGUCCGAGAUUCCUACCCCUUACCUCAGCUCUCAUCAGCCUUUGAACUCCUCGUGGAAGCCAAGAUCUUCACAAAGCUCGAUCUCCGAAACGCCGACCACCUGGUUCGCAUCCGAGCGGGGGAAUGGACGAUGGCUUUUAAUACCCCUACCAGUCACUACAAGUAUCUGGUCAUGCCCUUCGGCCUCACGAGUGCUCCAGCUGUAUUUCAAGUCAUGGUAAAAGAUAUGCUGAGCCCUAUGAUCAAUGAGUUUGCAUUUGUUUACCUGGAUAAUAUCCUAGUCUUCUCUCCCAUUGAAGAAGAACAUCAAGACGAUGUCCGACAAGUCCUGAAAAAACUCUACUGUAUGAACACAACCUCUUCGUAAAAGCCGAAAAGUGUGAAUUUCAUGUUUCCCCCAUUUCCUUUCUCAGCAAUUCUUAGGCUUUGCUCAUUUCUACCCGCGUUUUAACCACCGGUUCAGUUCCAUAGCCUCACCCCUCCAUGCCUUAACCUCUUCUAGAGCUCCGUUUCAGUGGUCUCCGGAAGCUGAGGCAGCCUUCCGGCGGCUUAAGUCGGCCUUCACCACGGUCCCUGUCCUGCGCAUGUGUGGUACACCCAAAUAUGUGUGACCGCAUUUGGUUAAGAAAAUAGGUAUUGGUUUAUUUACACUUAUUUUAUGAUGCAAAUAUUCUCUGUUAUUAAACAGAUUUAUUUUACAUUUUUGAUAUGUAUACCGGCGUAAAUAUUAGGAACCAUGAGUAGGUGGAACCUUCGACACUGUGUCUGCGCACCCCCGGCUGCCUAUUGCGGACCAUUUCCUGAUCCUCUCUAGAUGCAAAUUGGGAAAAGACACAAGUGUUUCUGUCGUUCCUUCAUUGAAGCUUUUCCUAUAUUUGACAGACAUUCUUUUUCUUAUCGUGGUCACCACGCCUGGGGCCCGUAACAAACUGUGGGGGCUCGUCCGGGAUCUCUCCUCUUCAAUCGUCGAGGACAGAUCCAGUGAUACCAGAACCGCAACGCAGCAGUGACCAGACCGCUACUACAGCCAAGCCAGCCGGUGGGUGUCCUAGGAGGAAGGUCAAGGUGAAAAGUAUGUUCGCCUCAUUGUGUAACCGCACUGCAGUAAAGGAAGUGUAGCACGUGCAAGUUACUACAGAGUUACUACACAACAAGCAAGUAAACAAAAGGGAAAAAAAUGUCAACCACAAGGAAGGAAUUAAUCUGGAGCAUCAGAGGACGCUUGUUCACACUUUCCAGUCCAGAUCUCUUUGAGCUAGCCAAGAGUCUAGUACAAGAAAGUAAGGACACAGCACUUUUCAGUCAAGAUGAUAAAGACAGUUGCAUGGACUAUGUCACUUCAUACCUUCAAUCACCUGCACUGUUACAGCUCGAAGAUGAGGGCAUGAGUCAAUUGUUAACGCUGGACGAUCUAAUAAGCCAAGUAAUCCAAUCUAGUGCUGAGCAAACAGUGGGUAGAAGUGAAAGUCUUACCAACAUGCCUAGUCCACAUCCGUCUAAAAUUUUGCCAGGUCCAACCCCUCCUGAUGGCCCACCAGAUAUUCAACCUGAUAUUCAUCUAGAUGUAAACGCAGACAGUGAAACACAGACAAUAGAGGAGUUGAGGAAAGCAUAUGUGGCACUGGGUGAGAGACUAAGACUAUGUGAAGCUGUAGCGCCCGAGCCAGCUGUACCCACCUAUCGUAGUCAUUCACAGCCACGUCCCGGAGCACAAGUUAGUCCAGAGAGACCGGUCACCCUCAAAGAUCUUUCCUACUUGCCUCGCAGAGAAUUCAAAGUGUUUGGAGGACAGAUCGGAGACAACAGUUCAGAAAUCAGUUACAACAGUCUCACAAAGCAAAUUAAUGAAGAGAACAAAGAAGGAUUUGCAGAAGAUGAGAUUGUGAGAGGUGUAGUGACAAUCGUCAAACCUGGCACAUUCAGAGACAUGCUCAUGCUCAAAGACGACCUGUCUCUCCCGGAACUCCAAGGUUUUCUUAGGUCUCAUCUUGGAGAAAAGGCAACAACGGAAAUGUUCCAAGAACUGAUGUGUGCUAGACAAACAGAACAAGAGUCACCUCAGCAGUUUUUGUAUCGCAUGAUUGGACUUAAACACAAACUGAUCUUUCAAUCGAGACAAGCCAACAAAGACAUUUCCUAUGACCCAAGAACUGUCCAGGAAGUGUUUCUCCACACAAUCUAUCAAGGCCUGGGAGUUAAGUAUUCAGAUUUAUGACAAAGACUAAGACCCCUCACCUCAAAUAACAAUGUUACAGACGAAGAGAUCCUUAGUGGAGUUACAAAAAUCAUAAGUGACGAAAAUGAACACCAAAGGAGACUAGGCCAAGUUAAUCGUCAAAAACCAGCACAAGCUCAAAAUGCUGUCAUCGAAACAAAAGAUAAGGUAGCCAAAGACCAACCAACUUCACCAACAAUACAACAACUUGCAGACCAAGUAGAGACUGGAGUAAGUAGUAGAGUAGAAAACCAUGUUUGUUCUCUACUUGAGAACAAACAUGGUGGCUAGCUUAAUGAACCAGAAAGCAGCACAACCCUACCCCUCUCCCUCACAACCCCCUCCCCUAAGCUUACCUUUCCAACUCCCAGCUAAUCAUCCCAAACCACCUCAAAAGAAAAGGUAUCUUUGUCCAAAGUGCACUGAACAGAAUUUACAGGACUGUAGUCACUGCUUUGUAUGCUGUGAGUCAGGACACAGAGCAGUUGGAUGUUUAAAGCGGACCAAGAUUCAGGGAAACUGGAAUUGACCUCUGUCAAGGGACAGCCAGGGGCAGGCACAGUGUCACAGUCCCAGCCAGUAGAGACAGCCUAAGCACAAUCCACAGAGCAGCGCACCAAACAUCACAUUAAGCAGACAAGGAAACAGUUAAAACGAGACAAGAAAAAACGACGUGUCUCCUCCUGUCAAAGGUCAACCUCCACAAGCUGCAGAGUUCCCCUAGUUGGUAGGAAGAGUCUACUUAAACGUUUGAUUGGUGGCUAUCCUGUAACAGUUUUAUUCGACUCAGGUUCACAAGUAAGCAUAGUUGACAGAGUGGGUCAAAAGAUACAUUCCAAACUAUCAAGUGAGACCAAAACAAUGAUGAAAACAAUGCUAAACAAUGAGCUUGAGGUCUAUGCAAUCAAUGGACAAGCAGUUCCUUAUGAUGGGUGGGUUGAGCAAACGGUAACGCUCGCUGGUCAUGAAGAUCCUAAUCUUAUUGUCCCAUUCCUAGUCAGUAAGCUGUCGCUCUCUCAACCACUGGUAGGCGCUAACGUGCUUGGAGCCAUUAUGCAAAGGCAAGUGUCGGAUAAGGAGGCCAUUGCUUCACUGCACAGUCUUCUACGCAGGACGUUUGGCAUGGAUGAAGAACAAGUAGUGGCUAUGGUGAACUUCAUACAAGUGCCUCAAAGGACAGAUGGCGGCCUAGCCACAGUGAGAGUUGGUAAAGACAAUGUAACUAUCCCAGCUGGCAAAGCAGUUCAAGUCUGGUGUAAGGUGCCUCAAAACUUUGACAUUUCUGACCCCCUUGUGCUGUAUGAACCUGAAGAGAGUGUUGCUUUAAGACAUUUGAGUGUAGGCGAAGGGCUCCUGGAGAUAAACAACUCUCUAAGACCUUUUGUCAAAAUUCCCAUCUCUAACCACUCCAAACAUGAGAUUAUUCUGCCGAAGAGAACAGCCUUAGAUACCAUCCAACAGGUCGCUAAAGUUAUCAAGACGUACAUGCUGACUGAUACACUGGAGUCAGCUCAGUCCUUACAGCCCACUGUCACCACAGCGGAAGUGAAUAAAGUCACCUCUGUUUGUGAUUCGCUUACUGAGUCCUGGUUGCCCCAAGUCGACUAUAUCCACCUGAGCCCAGACCAGCUGAAGGCAGUUGAAAAAGUGCUGAGAGAAGAGUGUAGUGCGUUUUCUCGUGACAGUGCCGACAUAGGCUGUAUCUCUUCCCUGCAAAUGGAAAUUAGACUCAAGGAUGACACACCAGUCCAGAGGGCCUACGCCUCCAUCCCAAAGCCCCUUUACAGAGAGGUAAAGGAGUACAUCCAAGAGCUGAUUGUGAACGGAUGGAUUGUAAAGUCGCAGUCGCCCUACGCAGCCCCUGUCAUCUGUGUGAGAAAAAAAGAUCGAUCUUUGCGCCUAUGUAUUGAUUAUCGACUUUUAAAUAACAAAACAGUGCCAGAUAGACAUCCGCUCCCUCGGAUUCAGGACUUAACAGACUCGCUUGGAGGCUACAGCUGGUUUUCAAUCCUAGACCAGGGCAAAGCCUACCAUCAAGGUACCUGAAAGCAUUUACCACUCCAUGGGGCCUCUAUGAGUGGGUGAGGAUACCCUUCGGGCUGUCAAAUGCUCCAGCAGCCUUUCAACGGAGCAUGGAGGAGAUGCUCGACACGCUCCGCGAUGAGUGCUGCAUUCCUUACCUUGACGAUGUUCUUUGCUUCUCCAAGUCUUUCGAUGAACAUGUCCAAGUGUUGCAGAAGGUUCUUAAAGCCUUACAACGCCAUGGAGUAAAGCUAAAGCCCGAGAAGUGUGAGUUGUUCCGCAAAGAGGUUCGGUAUGUUGGUCGGUUAGUGUCUGCAGAUGGCGUGAAGGUGGAUCUCAAAGACAUUGAGGAUGUGCAGUCACUCAAGCACAAGAGACCACAGACAGUUGGAGAAGUCAGACAGCUUUUGGGAUUCCUAAGCUACUAUCGGACAUAUGUGCAGGACUUCUCACGCAUAGCCAAACCCCUGUAUGACCUUCUCCAAGUCAAGUUUGACACCCCGCCAACCAAACCAGCAAGAGGCAGGGCAAGAUCGGCCCAACAAUCUUCUCGAGCUCCAGUGCAGUGGAACAAAGAACACCUAGAGAUUCUCGAGCGCUUGAUUGACAUGCUUACCCAACCACCAGUGUUGGCAUACCCUAACUUCACCUACCCCUUUAUACUUCACACGGACGCGUCCCCAAAGAGCCUCGGCGCCGUCCUGUAUCAGAACCAAGAUAACAAGAUGAGAGUAAUAGGGUACGGGUCACGAACUUUAACACCUGCCGAACAAAACUACCACUUGCACAGCGGCAAACUAGAGUUUCUAGCUCUCAAGUGGACAGUUUGCGACAAGUUCAAAGAAUACCUCUACUACGCCCCUCAUUUCACAAUAUUUACGGACAACAAUCCAUUGACAUAUGUCCUCAGCACAGCUAAGCUCAACGCAGUAGGACAUCGUUGAGUCGGACAAUUGGCAGAUUUCCACUUCGACAUAAAGUACCGGCCAGGAAAAGUGAAUGUGACGCCGAUGUGUUGUCACGCUGUCCACUCGACAUUGACACAUUUAUGAAACAGUGUUCAGAGGAACUGUCAGAGGAAGCUGUAGGUGCAGUAUGGGAAGGGAGUAGAAGAGCCAAGCAAGGUGAUGUAGCCUGGAUUGCAGCCCUUAACCUCACCACACAUAGUCAGCCUCUCAAAGAGCCUCUGCAUUCCAUCAGUCAUGACAAGCUGGUACAAGAACAAAGAGCAGAUUCAACUAUUGGAAAAGUGAUUGAGAUGAAAGAGAAAGACAUGUUACCAACAGACGACAACAAGGUUGACACAAACACAAAGAGACUGCUGAGAGAGUGGAGUCGGCUACAUAUUGAGAAUGGCCUUCUCUACAGAAAGACCAGUGAGCGUAAACAACUAGUGCUGCCUGCUGUUUACAGACAGAUUGCUCUCACACACCUUCACAACAACAUGGGCCACGUCGGGGUUGAAAAGGUCCUUAGUUUGGCCCGGGAGCGAUUCUACUGGCCUUUCAUGAAAAGAGAGAUUAAAGAAUAUGUUACCAGGAAGUAUCCGUGCAUCAAGCAGAAGAAGCCAGCCACACAUGUACGAGCACCCAUGGGCAGUAUAACAUCUAGUUCCCCGUUUGAGCUCGUUUGCAUUGACUUCCUGCACCUUGAGUCCUGUAAAGGUGGGUUUGAGUAAAUUCUUGUAGUAGUGGACCAUUUCACCAGGUUCGCACAAGCCUACCCCACCAAAAACAAGGCCGCAAAGACCGCUGCAGAUCGUCUCUUUAAUGAAUUCAUUCCCAAAUUUGGCUACCCCUCCAAGCUCCUUCUCGACCAGGGUCGCGAAUUUGAGAAUGAGCUGUUCAAGUCACUCAGAGAACUUGCAGGUGUUGGUCACUCUAGAACUUCACCCUAUCACCCCCAGUGUAACCCUGCCGAAAGACUAAAUCUUACUCUGUUGCAAAUGCUUCGGACUCUGGGAGACAAAGAAAAGCAAAACUGGAAGGAGCAUCUGCCUCAUGUCAUCCAUGCUUACAACUGCACUAAGCAUGAAGCUACUGGCUUUUCCCCGCACUACCUGUUGUACGGCAGACACCCUCGGCUCCCAGUAGAUCUUCUCUUUGGUCUCAUAACAGAAAGUGACAAGGAGACACCACAAGGAUAUGCUAAUAAAUGGAAAAAGAAAAUGACUGAGGCAUAUCGCAUUGCAAACAUAAACAGUCAGCCGUCAAGUUCCAAAGGCAAAGCACAUUAUGACAAAAGAUGUAAAGGAGUAAUGCUACAAACUGGAGACAGAGUACUCGUACGUAAUCUUGGAGAAAGAGGUGGUCUUGGCAAGCUAAGACCCAUCUGGGAACAGACAGUCUACAUCGUGAGAGAGCAGGUGGGUGACAACCCUGUCUACAAAGUCAGUCCAGAGACAGGAGGCCGUCCCGUUCGCACCCUACACAGGAACCUGCUGCUACAAGUGAAUGAUUUACCAGUAGACAUUGUCCAAAGUCAAGGACACACAGCCAAACAGAGAAAGAAUGAGACAUGCUUACAGAAGAGGAACGAGUAACACGAGAAGAACAUGAACAAGACUUAGACCUACCUCAAUCAGGUGACAAUGAAGAAAUACCUCAGCUUCAGGAAGAAGAUGACUUCCCCGCAUCCAGCCCAGGUCCAGUAGCAGAUCCUGAUCCAGAGCCAGAGGAUGACACCUACGCAGAGUCACCACCCCGUCUGAGACAAUCCACCAGGCAGAGACGACCCAACACGUUCCUUACCUAUCCAUCUUUGGGCCAGCCAACCUACCAGACUCGUCCUUCGGUGAACACAGUCAGCAUCCAGCUUUCACCAUAUCCUUUUCUGUACUAUUCCCCUCCUUAUUCUCAACCUCUUUACCCCCCUACCCUCACCCCCAACCCUUACCUUCCGGUUUCUUAUGUUAUUUCUUGCUAUUAGACUGAACAGAAGACAUAUACUUGAAGAUUAAAGACACUAGAAAAAAAAGAGACAUUACAAAGACUUUUGAAAAGAGACUUUAUUAGUAUUGGUUUGAGAAUGUUUAAGUCAAGUGUCAGGAGCGUGUGGUACACCCAAAUAUAUGUGACCACAUUUGGUUAAGAAAAUAGGUAUUGGUUUAUUUACACUUAUUUUAUGGUGCAAAUAUUCUCUGUUAUUGAACAGAUUUAUUUUACAUUUUUGAUAUGUAUACCGGUGUAAAUAUUAGGAACCCUUAGUAGGCGGAACCUUCGACACUGUGUCUGCGCACCCUGCCUUUACUGCCUAUUGCGGACCAUUUCCUGAUCCUCUCUAGAUGCAAAUUGGGAAAAGACACGAGUGUUUCUGUCGUUCCUUCAUUGAAGCUUUUCCUAUAUUUGAUAGACAUUCUUUUUGUUAUCGUAGUCACCACGCCUGGGGCCCGUAACACAUGCCUGAUCCUAUCCGACAGUUCGUGGUGGAGGUGGAUGCCUUGGACUCGGGAAUCGGUGCGGUCCUGUCUCAGCGUGCUCCUCAAGGUGGGUGGUUGCAUCCUUGUGCUUUUCUGUCCAGGAAACUGUCCUCAGCGGAACGCAACUACAACAUCGGCAACAAGGAGCUGCUGGCAGUCAAAGUGGCACUUGAGGAGUGGUGCCACUGGCUGGAGGGAGCAGAACAACCAUAUAAAGUAUUUACUGACCAAAAAAAUUUUGAAUACAUCGACACCGCUAAGCGCCCUCAAUUCACGCCAGGCCCGUUGGACCCUUUUCUUUGCCCGGUUCAACUUUCAUCUGUCAUACCAUCCUGGUUCCAGAAACGUCAAGCCAGAUGCAUUAUCCAGAGUUCAUGAAUCCGAGUCAGGAGUCACGGAACCUACUACAAUCCUGCCGGCAUCGUGUCUAGUCCAUGGAAUUGCCUUCUUUCUGUCCACCUAAUCGGCUGUUCAUCCCUCCGGAGCUUCAGGGGGAGGUAGUCCACUGGGCCCACACCUCGUCCUUUAGUUGCCACCCUGGGGUCCAGCGGUUUGCUAUCGUUAUCAGCAGUUGGUUCUGGUGGCCUUCAGUAAUUAAGGACGUCCGGGAGUAUGUGGCUGCCUGUCCUGUCUGUUCAGCCCACAAGCCGCCUCCGGGGUUCCUCCAGCCUCUUCCAGCCUCUUCCAGUCCCACAUCGUCCCUGCUCCCACAUUGCCCUGGACUUGGUGACGGGUCCCAAUCCAGAGGCAAUACAGUUGUACUCAAGGUAAUUGAUUGACCCACUUUGUGCCUUUACCGAAGCUUCUCUCAGCCAAGCAAACAUAACAACAUGUCUCCUCAAUGUAGUAAAUUACAGAGGUGCAGAAGCACCAAAUACAACACAAUCUUAUCCACAGAGAAACACAAUUAUACACCUUUUGGUUAAAUAACUUUUAUUUGACAAUAAAACAUGGACUGUGAUUCUGAACAACCACGUAUCAGCGAGGUUUUGAUGAUCAAUCUGCUCUGAUUCAGUUCUCACGCACAACCAGCAGUUGUUGUUCUGACUGUGUCAUAUGAUGUCGAGUAAUGUGUCGAUUUUAGCCCAAAUGUGUCAUAAUUGCUUAGUCUAGAUCCAUCAACUUUAAAUUUACCAAAUCCUCUGUCUUACCUAGACAGCUUCUUCCCCAUAACUCAUAUGGAGUUAACCUCAAUAAUCAACUGUUCCAAGUCGUCCACUUGUCUUUUAGAUCCAAUCCCAACCAGAUUACUCAAAGAAGUUCUGCCUUUAAUCAGCUCGUCCAUAUUAAAUCAAAUCAACCAAUCUUUACAUUUAGCUAUGUACCACAGCUUUUAAGGUGGCUGUGGUCAAACCUCUAUUGAAAAACCCAACCCUGGACCCUGGAGAACUAGCCAACUAUAGGCCCAUUUCAAAUUUACUCUUUAUUUCCAAGAUUCUUGAAAAAAUUGUGGGUAAACAAUUAUCUGACCACCUGAGUGGGAAUAACCUGUACGAAGAUUUUCAGUCAGGAUUUAGACAGCUCUGGUUAGAGUCACUAAUGAUCCUCUAUUAGCUUCGGACAAUGGUCUAGUUUCUGUCCUUGUCCUGUUAGAUCUUAGUGCUGCAUUUGAUACAAUUGAUCAUAACAUUCUAUUACAGACACUAGAACAUAGAAUCGGGAUUAAAGGAACAGCAUUGGGAUGGUUUAAAUCCUAUUUGUUGAACAGAUUCCAGUUUGUUCAUGUUAAUGAGAAAUUCUCCACAUGCACAAGGAUUAGCUAUGGAGUACCAGAGGGUUCUGUGCUUGGUCCAAUUUUGUUUAGCCUAUACAUGUCUCCUCUAGGUGAGAUUAUUAGAAAGCAUUCUAUUAAUUUUCAUUGUUACGCAGAUGAUACUCAGCUAUAUAUGUCCUUGGAACCAAAUGAAACAGAUCAACUAGUCAAAAUUCAGGGUUGUUUAAAAGACAUCAAAUCCUGGAUGUCCCAAAACUUCCUUCAACUAAAUUCAGAUAAAACUGAAAUUCUUAUUGUUGGGCCUAAAAAUCUGACACUAUUGAGUCAGCUAGCCACCCUGGAUGGCAUAACAUUAGCAUCAGAUUCUACUGUGAGAGACCUUGGUGUCAUAUUUGACCAGGAUCUCUCUUUUACAUCAUACAUUAAACAAAUCUCCAGAUCAGCCUACUUUUCCCUAUAAUUGAAAUGAAAUAUAGCUAAAAUCAGAAGCAUCCUCUCUCAGAGCCAUGCAGAGAAACUGAUCCAUGCAUUUGUUACCUCUAGGCUGGACUACUGUAACUCCUUACUCAUAGGAUGUCCUAACAGCUCCUUAAAAAGCCUACAGCUCAUUCAAAAUGCUGCAGCCAGAGUUCUGACAGGACUUAGAAAGAGAGAUCACAUUUCUACAUCUCUACAUUAGCUUCUCCGCACUGGCUGCCUGUAAAAUGUAGGAUAGAAUUUAAAAUUCUCCUACUCACCUACAAAGUACGCAAUAACAAAGCUCCUUCUUAUCUUAAAGACCUCAUAGUUCCUUAUGCUCCCAGCAGAACGCUUUGUUCUCAGAGCGCUGGGCUACUUGUGGUUCCUAGAGUCUUUAAAUGUAGAACGGGAGGCAGAGCUUUUAGCUACAAAGCUCCUCUCCUCUGGAACCAGCUCCCUCUUCAGGUUCGAGAAGCUGACACACUCUCCACCUUUAAGAUUAGGCUUAAAACCUUCCUGAUGUUAGUCACAGGAACCAUCUCUUAGUUAAGCUGCAAUAGACAUAGACUGCUGGGGGACUUAAUUUAUACACUGAGCUCUGUUUCCUUCUACUGUACCUCUUCUGUCCAAUAACCUCCCAUCGUUGUUCUAUGUUCAACUAACCUUGUCUCUUUCUCUCCAGUAGUUGUGCUUCUAUCCCGCGCUCUCUCUCUCUCUCUCUCUCUCCUCCAAUCUGUCCUCACCUACAGGUAUCAUUGGACUCAAAGUUUGGUGUCUGUGAUGGGCAGCUGCGGAUCCAACCAUCCUGCCUGUAUCCAGUCCCUGGCCCAACCGUCCUGCCUGUGCUCUGUUGUUGCUUGUUGUUGUUGCUGUGCUUUUCUCUCUCUCUAUCCCCUCACCCCAACCGGUCGAGGCAGAUGGCCGUCCACAUCAAGCCUGGUUCUGCUGGAGGUUUCUUCCUUGUUAGAGAGGGAGUUUUUUCUCUCCAUUGUUGCUGUCAAAUUAAAUGCUUGCUGUAUGUGGGAUUUGUUGGGUUUAGUUGUGAGAUCUUAAACCUUACUUUGUAAAGUGCCUCGAGAUAACUUUGUUGUGAUUUGGUGCUAUAUAAAUAAAAUUGAAUUGAAUUGAAAUUGAAUUAACUAAUCUAUAAUUCUGAUUGCAGUACCCUUUUUUGGUGAGGUGAUUGUGAGGACAGCUGCAGCCUCCAUCUGGUAGAGCACUGCUUCCACAAUAACUCCUUCAAAUAGUGAUAAGAGCAAACAUCACCAUAACUCCCCGGGCAUCUGUCUGCAACUAUACCUGUUCUGCUGCAGAAACAAAUCUCCAACAUAACCAAGUUUACCACCUACCCAGGACAUGGUCUGAUUACCUUACUUCCAUCAAGCAUUUUCACUGCAAGGCACUGUAAAAACAAACCCCAGACUUCUCAACUCACUUAGUAACCUAUAGCUUGCACAUUGGAGUGUAAAGAUAACAGUUCAUCCCAGAUUUGGAGUACUGGUACAUUUUCUGAUCAACAAUAAAGUUGGCUUUGACUAUAACAUAUUUCACUGAACUCUGUUUUUAUGAGGGAAAAAAUACUUUUAUUCAGGAAAUCACAUCCUUGAAAUUACACGUUUUUUUAUUACUAAUAUGGUAAGCUAUAAAGGUGAACCAACCGUGUGAAAAAAGCAUGUGUAAAUUGUUAUGGGAAAAAUUGUCUCUUCCUUAUUUUUAUGUGUCUUCCUUAUUUCUAUGCAUUUCUAUGCAGUUAUUAUACGAGUUAUGACUUAUGUUCUGCAAUUAAUAUCUUAUGUUUUGUCUUACUGUAUGCAUUUGAUAUUUCACCUACAUUGUUCAAUGGUUGUCUCUGCCUGAUAGACUCUCAACUCUAGCUCCCAAACCCAAGGUCGGGGAGUUGUGUCUCUGUCUGUUGAGACUCGGUGCUCCUUUCUCACAGAUAGUUGGACGUCAGCGAUGCAGGUGUGAGAAUGUAAAUAUCUUCACACACACUGCGACAGGGAGGAGAUGGUGCAUGUAAUUUGAUUGGGUUGGAAAGACAUUCCACCCUAGUCGGACAGAGAAGCUAAAAGGCAGAAGCAACUUGAGGAUCGUGGGCUCUUUGCAUCACACCUUCGUGGUGUGUGCAAUGAUCUCCCCAGCUGGUUUUUGGUUUGUUGAUGUGCACGAUCAACAUCCAUGCUUUUUAUUUGCUUUCCCCAUUAUUUUUAUUUUCUUUACUAUUUCAAUAAAUCGCACAAAAGGACAACUCUCUCUCAUCUACUUCUUUAUGGAAAAUUUCCACCACAGAAAUUGGCGUUUACGAACAGGAUCCCGCGGCAGGUCGUCUGGACGGUGUGACCAGGGACGAUAGUCCUGAGGACUAGGGUCGCUCAGCCUCCAAACCUCUACAGACAUUCAGAGCUGGGAGGACUGCUCACCCGUCUGGAUCGCCUCUGACGAGAUCCAACGAACUCAAAAUCCAACGAACACAAAAUCCAACCUCUACUCGGCCCGGUGAGAGAGAUUCCGUUUUGUUGCGACUUGUUGAAGAAAAAAAAAAGAAACGGGUUUGAAAUUGGUUUCAGGUAUUCGGGGUUUACUUGGCUCUGAUCAUUUGGUUUAGGGAAAGUAAGGCAAAUAACAAUUAAUUCUAAAACACUAAAACAUACCCAAUUAGACUAAAACAACCAAAGACAAUAGAAAAUAUAACUAGGAAAAGAGAUGAUAAUAUUUCUAAAACAACUAUUUGGCUGAAAACAUCCAAAUAUAAUAUUAGGAAAAAUUAUAAUUUUAAAAUUUAAUAUUCGGGUAAAAUUAAUUAGGUCAAAGUCUGCCCUGGUGGCCGAGACGGUGGUUGCUAAGGGUUGGCUCGUGGGACCGAGCUUGUUUUGUCUGUACUGAGGAUACAGACCAGUGUGCAGAUCUGAGCGCAGUCCAAAGGGAGUGGACAAGGAAAUAAAAGACGGCUUCUGUAAGACGGAGCGCGUUUGCAGGGGGAAGUGUUUUUGAGAUACGAGGGACCCGGGUCUUAGAGGGGCCUGACGGUGAGGGAGCACUUCCGAGAACCCUGUCGCUGAUCUGAGCGGUUCCCUUUCUACGGAGACGUCCGUGGAAGAGAAAUUUCGAAAAAAGGUUCCGGCCGGAACACAUAAAAAUCUAAGGCAGGAAACCGCCGGGACUCUGAAAGAUGGGUUCGGGGCGAUCUAAGUCUCCACCACCAGACUGCAGCAUUACAAAAGUAAAAGUAAUUAUAAAAGUAAAAAGUAAAUAUGGUUAUUAGUGCGUUUCAUGUUUCCAUGAGUGGGAAACUGGUUAUGGGUUCAAAAAGAGAAUCACUUAGUGUAAAAGACAUAUGCACCUUUAAAAGAAAAAUUAGAUACAAAAAGAUGAAAUUUGAAAAAGCAAAACUAUCAAAACUAAAGCCCUAAAAGAAACAAAAGAGAGGAGGAAAAAAAGGAGAUAACAACUCUGGGGAAGAAUUGUUUGCACUCUGCCACACACACACACCACACACACCACACACACACACCACACACACACACCACACACACAUACCACACACACACAUAUCAUGUCAAGAGCAAAUGCUCCCAUUGUUUCUGCUCUCUAUUCUAAUGCAGAACUGAGCGCGAUGAGGGUAAAUCCGGAUCUGGACUCCUUUCCCACCAUCAGCAGAAGAACCGAAGGAGAAGAAGCGCUAACCAACAACCAGAACAGGGUGGAAGCUCUGACACCACAGCAGCUGGAGGACACAGACCACAGCAUGGAGGCCUCAGCGACUCCCACAACGUCUGCAGCCAUCACGUUCUGGGCUCAUCAGAUGAACCAGCUACUACAAGCGUGUGUGUCUGACAGACACCUGCUUAUGACAAUCAGCAAAGGAAAACAAGGACAGAGCAACAGCAGAGAAGACAUGCUCUGACACAGACACUGGUUGAAACAACAGGAGAGGCUUCAGACGUGAUCGGCCCAAAAGAGCUGCAUGCGAGGAUCCAGGAAAGGUCUGUCAUCGAGGAACAACUGUCCCAUUGAAAGGCUUCACCCACUGGCGCUCACAUGAGACUGAUGGUUGGGGAAGGAGGAAGGUGACGGUUCCUUUUCACGUGACGUACAAGACGGUACCGCAAACACACACACACACACACAUUCAUACACGCAAUGAAGAAACACGCUUACAGCUGAUACACGCUCAAAUUCAUGUUCAUGCUUAUCUGCUCGCAAUGAAGAAUCGCUUUUUGCUUAAAAAAAUCCCACAGAGUGAUUUUAAAAUGAUGACAAACAGCUAAAUGACAAUUGCUGCAUGACUUUACAGUCUGAUGGGUUCAAACUAUUUUAACUUGCAACAAAUUCAGUAAUAAAAUCCUCUAUGUUUCUAAAAGGGUUUGUGCACAAUAUAGGUUUGUCUGGCCAGACUAGAAGACUAUAGGAAACAAAACAGACUAUAGAGAAAACAAAACAGACGGUAGAAAAAGAAACAAAAAAACAGACUAUAGGAAGACUGAGACUGACUGAAACAGACUAUUAAUGACUAUUAAAGGGAAGACGACUAUUAGAGAGAAGUAAUAAUAAUUACUGUACGUACCAGACUAUUAAAGAAAAACUAAUUCUUUCACUGUCUUGUGCAACAUCUGACAGCAAGACACCUUAACAUUCAUCUUUGCUUUCAAACUUGUGCCCAGUUAAAUUUUUAGGAAGAGAUCUCAUGUAGUUUAGAUAUUUGAUUGAUUUCCACUCCAGACGGAGUGCAGGUUACAUCUACAGACAUUCUAAAUAAUCCCUCUUUUGUUGGUGUUAACUUCAGCUCAGCUGUGCUCUUAUCAUUAGCUGCUGGGGGGGGCUGUAACUGAGGCCCUCACACAGGCUGCAUCACAGCUUGUUUAUGAUUUCACACACACACACUGACAAACUGGCCUCAACUUCCCUCUUUUGGGAUGAACACAGGUCUGCGCUUGCGAUUUCUUUUCCUAACGAACAAAAAGAUUUUUGAUUUUUAUUCUACAGUUCCACACGUCCCUCUGUGAAAACAUGAUGGAGACAGAUGCAGGACGUGGGUCCUUUCGUGAUCAGAUGUCAACGGGGUGGAGACUGGUGAACGACUUCUGACCCCAUGUGACGUAUUUACCCACAUUACAUGCUUUUGUUUUUAUUUUGAUUUUUCAGAGGACGCUCUGACCCAACACUCAGCCUUACAGGAAGCCCUGCUUCCCUGUGGCUCACACACAUAUGAUGUAGGUUUGAUCAGAGGAUGUGAACUAGUGGUCAUCACACCUAAAUCUGACCACAAACCAUGUAAACAACAACACCCUCUUAAAGGAAGCCAUAGAUGGCGUUACUGCAGACACCACUAAGCUACAGAAACAUUGGAUGCUACAGGCCACAAAGAGAGCCUGUCUAAAUUACAGUUAGUUCAGACAAAGGUUAUUUUCUGGGUCAUUGUAAUUACAGCUGAUGGCAAAUCCAUCUCACCCAACUGAGUUAAAGCAAUUUGAAACCUGCCUAAACCGUGCACGUAAAAACAGCUGAUAUCUUUUCUAGGUCUUUGUUCUUAUUGUAGGACUUUCGUUCCUAACUUUACCUUCUCUGAGGUCCCACUCAGGGUUCUGAUGCAGACGUCUUCAUCGUCCACUUCUUGUCUCACGUGGACGUCUGAGGCUGAACAACGUUCACCGACCUCAUGCUUGCUCUUCAGUCGACUCCUACUUUGGGUCUCCCUGAUCUGACCCUAUGCGACCUUUCACUCAAACAGUGGAUGAGAGAUCAGGUUGUACGACUUCUGUUCUUUUGUCCUCAUACUGUGUCUUUGAUUCUUUUGGAA